UGGUAAUCUCGUCAAGGUCAAAGUCAUUCAUGUCGAAUGCAAGUGCAACAACAAUCUAUUUAACUGUUAUUCAUGAAGCGCUUCAGACGUAUCUGGCAGAGAAUUUUGGUUUAAAUAUCGAAUUAAAUUCCUGAUUUCAAAGUAUUUUCGAAGUGACUACAGCUGAGUGAGAAUGAAGAAGCUACGUACAUUACUGUGUCUUCAAAGUCAAAGCAGAUAUCAAAAUCUUCGUUCUGUAUCUGUUGCUUCGGACUCAAUAAGGCCUUUUGAAGAUAUUCCGGGUCUUUCUAAGAUCCCCAUUAUAGGUGGCCUACAUCAUUUUUUGCCAUACGUAGGUACCGUUGGUUACAAGGAAAAUUUUCACGACUUAGUAAAAUCGCUGCAUAAAAAAAUUGGAACAGUUGUGAAAAUGGAGGGCAUCACGCCUAGGGCAACACUUUUGGUGCUGUUCGAACCCCAACAUUUUGAACAGGUUUACAAAGCAGAAGAAUAUAAUCCACUGCGGCCAGGGUUCGAGACAGUACAAUAUUAUAGAGAUGUGUUGAGAAAAGAGAGAUUUGGCGGCUAUUACAGCUUACUUUCAGCGCAAGGACCACAAUGGCGCGAUUUUAGGACGAAGGUGAAUCCAGCUUUGUUGAAACCGGAGCUUGUGAAGAUAUAUGCACCUGCGCUGGGAGAAAUUGCUGAAGAGAUGGUGGAAAGAUUAACCAGGCUUAGCAAGGAGGGCGACUACCUCCAGAACAAUUUUGGUCUUGAAAUGACAAAGUGGUCUCUGGAAUCCUUAGCCCUUGUCAGCCUUGGCACUAGACUGGGUUGUCUCCAGGACAACUUGAAGGAAGACCACCCUGCCAGACAGCUGAUGAAAUGUGCCAAUGAUAUCCAUGAGCUGUCCUUUAAGUUAGAAUUCUUGCCUAGUUUGUGGAAGUACUUCGCGACACCAAUCUUUAAGAAGCUUAUGAAGACUUAUGAUUUGCAAUGGGAUAUAAGCGCAAUGUAUAUAGAUGAAGCUAAGAAACUCGCUAAAGAAAGAGGCAGUGACGUGCCAGAGAAAGACAAGUCUAUUCUCGAGAAACUGAUUGCCAUUGACGAAAGAGUAGCGAUCCUCAUGGCCAAUGAAAUGCUGAUGGCUGGUAUUGACACGGUAUCAUUCACCAUAACCAGCAUCCUCUACCAUUUGGCAACGAAUCAGUCCGCACAGGAAAAGUUGCGUGAAGAGAUCCGGGCCGGCGAAUCGAGACGGUACUUGCGUGCUUGUGUGAAGGAGUCUUUGCGGAUCUGGGCUGUAGUACCUUCGAACCUGCGGCGGACGAGCAAGGAGCAUGUUGUUGCUGGUUACAGGGUGCCUAUCGGGGUUGACGUGAUUGCUCCAAACGAAUACUUAUCCGGCCUCGACAAAUACUACCCACGAGGAAAGGAGUUCUUACCAGAAAGAUGGGUAGUCGAGAAGUCAGAUCCUCUGUACCACGGGAACGCUCAUCCUAUGGUGUACGCACCUUUCGGACUUGGAGUCCGAUCUUGUAUUGGUAGAAGAAUUGCUGAGUUGGAGAUUGAGGUGUUCCUUACUAAGUUCUUGGCUAAGCAGAAGGUUACUUGGACGGGUCCGCCAAUAAAGGUUGUUACGAAAGUUGUUAAUUCUUUUGCGAAGCCGUAUUACUUCAAAUUUGAAAAUGUUUAAUGAACUAUAUACGGGAUCUGUUAUGGUGG
This is a messenger RNA of Leguminivora glycinivorella, 1704 nucleotides long. RefSeq names its product cytochrome P450 CYP12A2-like. The transcript is spliced from 10 exons. Lineage: Eukaryota; Metazoa; Arthropoda; Insecta; Lepidoptera; Tortricidae. Bases 173 to 1675 code for a protein of 500 amino acids. The record is from RefSeq and is a predicted model, not a curated record. Gene Ontology annotation, molecular function: oxidoreductase activity, acting on paired donors, with incorporation or reduction of molecular oxygen; heme binding; monooxygenase activity.